AAGCUUGACACAUCUGAACUUCCGGCCGCUUUGUUGACCACAGACGAAAUCGGUCAUGUGAUAUACCCUGUAUUUAGCCCCGAUGGUCAAUUGCUUUCAACGGAUGAAACAGGCAGGCACGUGGAUCAUGAAGGAAAACCCAUUUCGAUAAAUGAAGCUGGUUUGCCGUUGGAUGAACAUGGCAAGCUUAUACCGACAGAUGAUGAAGGGCAGUUCUUGCGUCCACUAUUCGGUCUUGAUGGAAAACCUAUUGCUACUGACAUGUACAAACGACCGAUAUAUCCAGUGGUAGAUGCAAAGGGAAGAGCAUUACCAACUGAUGAAUCCGGCUUCACUCUAGAUCAUUACGGAAAGCCAAUACCAACUGAUGAAUCCGGUGUGCCUCUCAAUGCUCGUGGCCAGCCUCUUGCCAAAGAUGAAUAUGGUCGUUACAAACUCGACACAUCUGAAAUUCCGGCCGCUUUGUUGACUACAGACGGAUCGUCUUCCAUCAUUUGUAUUCAUAUCGAUGUUAUGUUAUUCGGUGAAUGUUUCGUUGACUUCAGAGUUUCACCUUCGCACUGCAAAGUCAGUUCAAAUGCUGACUUGAUAAUCGUUCUGGAUGCAUCGAGCAAUGUCAGGAUUCUUGAUUAUCGGAUUAUGAAGGAGGUUGUUGAGGAUUUCUUGGUCAAUCAUUUCGAUCUGCAAUAUAAUCAUAUCCGUGUCGGUGUAGUGAAAUUUGGGGAUAAGGUUGAAGUUCCAGUAUCAUUGGGUGAUUACGAAGGUCAGAAUCAACUUUUCUCCAAAAUCAGUGAAACAAGGCGGAUGCGUGGUAAAGCACAUUUAGGUGCAGCACUGCGUGAUGUUGCUGGAGAAUUAUUGAUUUCUGGAUCUAGAGAUGUUCCUCGAGUUGUGAUAAUAUUUUCUAGUGGGCGAUCCAGGGAUGAACUAGCAGAGAAUGCUCGUCUUUUACGGGAUGAUAUGAAAGCUCUCAUAUAUUUAGUAGAUGUUGGUAAUCAAGGUGAUAAUGAACAGAAUGCAGCAGUCGUUGGUCCAUCAUUUCCACAUCGUAUUGCUACUUCCGAUGAUUGGAGUCAAGUUGACUCUAGGACUUUAGGGCCAUUUGCAGAUGAAUUAUGCCAGUUACUUCCACAAAUCGCGACAGAUGAAGAGUGGCCAAUCGAACCAACCACUGUAUUGUUUACGAAUUCCUCGCGCCUAUGCAAACGAAUUGAUUUUCAGGCCGAUAUAAUCUUUGCUUUGGAUUCUUCUGAAAGUAUUACAUCCCAAGAGUACAAUAAUCUGAAACAAAGCAUGAAUGCACUUAUUGAUAAGUCAUUUGAUUUAUCUCCGGAUAUUGUUCGGAUUGGUUUCAUCGAGUACAGCGAUAAAGCAUCAGUCCCAGUACCUCUUGGUCACUAUGAUGAUAAAGUGGAACUGCUAACACUUAUCUCCAACAGCAAGAAACUUGGUGGUACGGCUAUUAUUCUGAAAGGUCUUCAUGCUGCUAGUGAACAAUUCAAGCAACAUUCUAGGGAUAAUGUACCAAAAAUUUUAAUUAUGAUCACGCCUGGCAUCCAUAGAGGCAAUGGAGCGUUUGCGGCGGAAGAUCUUCGACGAAAAUUGGAUGUCAAUAUCUUUGUGCUGGCAGUAAGUACAUCGCACAAAGCUCGAAUGUCGUUGAAUCGUUUGGUGGGGAGUGAAUAUGCUCAACAGCGUAUCAUAACAAUUUCUGGUGCGAACAAACUGCAUGAAUCAGCAUUAGUAGAAAUAACGCAUUCAGUAUGCAGUAGUGUUGACCUAACUUCAUCUACCAGAAGUCCGCUUUUGGAAACUCCGCAUCGAACUACGAAACGUGAAGUUGUGUUUAGUGAGCCAAAACACAAAUUGAGCGAAAUUUCUACUUUUCCAUUACGUCGCUUGAAAACAAUUGCUACCGGUUUCACUUCAACACCUCUUUGUAAUGAUGGUUUGCUACGCCCAUAUCAACUUUCAAUUAUUGUUGACAGCACAGCCAGAUCACCUGAACAAGAUUUUCGACUGGUUUUAAGUGAAGUUACAACUUUCUUGAAAUCUCGAUUUGCUUCACAAAGCCAUCUCAUGCAACUCAAUUUGGUGGGAGUGGACAGUGAUGGUAUCUAUUUAAAAAUAGCCAAGUUUGGUGUUGACAUGUUGGAUCAAAAUUUCGCCAAAAUAGCGCAAAAAAGGCAAGUUUCAACCAUAAUAAUAAGAGAAGAUGAAGUUUCUCCUAAAUUAGGAGAAGGUAUUGAGGAAGCUAUAUCUUUGGCCAACAACCACAUUAUCAAAGGAGUCAUUCAAAUCAUCCUUAUUAUCAGCUCUGAUGGUACAAGCAGCGAUGAUGCUAAACUGUCAGCAGAAUAUGCUCGAAUUCAUGGAUAUGGUAUUGUAGCAGUUUCUAUAAGAGCUCCGACAGAUGUUCUAUUAAAAGAACUUGCAUUAGGAAGUCCUACGAAGUUUGUUCUUUUUCGAAAGUACCAUAUUUACAGAGUCAUUCACUUCUCUAACUGGUCUGUCAACAAUGAACUUUUUCACAACUGGAUGGCUCAUGCUUUCUGUAGUUAUGUUGCAACACCUAUGGCAAGACGAGUUACGACGCGUAUGACUCGACCUCCAGUCCACAAAACUUCAAAAUUAUCUGUAACUGAACCAACUAACGUCAAAGUAACACCUCUUAGUCCGCAUUCAUUCUCCGUAUCAUGGACUUGUUGUACGAAUAACAAAGCGAAUUAUACUAUUUUGUAUUCUCCGGAUUCAUCUCUGAUGAAAGAAUACUGGCAGCGAGUGAAUGCAAAUUGUCGUGACAGUUUUGGAAGAAAAAUAGAUGAAUUGCCAACUGAUACUACUUAUACCAUUUGUGUUGAAACAUCUAGUCAAACUACUAAUAACUCUGUUCCGCUGAAUUUGAAUGAAUGUGAUGUUGUAGAACUUAAUCAUGAAAUUACUGCAUCACAAGAUCUCGAAGCACCAGAAAGACAGUUGAUCGAACCAUGUCAAUGUAUAUGCGCAGAUAGCGGUGAAGCCGUUAUUAAACCAACAUGCAGUCCUCACAUGGAUCCAUUCCGCCCUGUAGCUACGCUUCCACCAGCUUUAAAUGGAGAAUGUCCCUGUAGUAUGUCUUCGAAAAGUGGGCGGUGCCCUGCUGGAUACUUUUUUAAUCGUGGAAUUUGUUAUGAUGUGAAUGAAUGUCUGCAACAAAAUGGAGGUUGCUCGCAUGGUUGCGUAAACACUCCUGGUGACUAUUAUUGUGCAUGCCCGCAUGGUAUGAUGCGCGAUCCGAUGAAUCCAAAGGUAUGUAUUAAUGCUGCAAGCAGUUUUGAUCGAAUCGCAGCAUUGCUGGGCCAAUAUCUUCAUGCAAACCGAUUUAAUGCUAGUGGUACUCUUGUCGAUGGAAAUAAUGGGCAAAUCGAUGACAAAAUUGUCAAAUAUAAGGCAACAGUGAAAUCUGAAGAUGAUAAGACGAUUUCAUUUGAAUGGUCAUUGGUGCCGGCGGUUGUACGGAGAACAUUCCAAUGGCUAUUUUAG
Molecule: messenger RNA, 3522 nt
Organism: Thelazia callipaeda (thelaziosis nematode)
Lineage: Eukaryota; Metazoa; Nematoda; Chromadorea; Rhabditida; Thelaziidae
Source: the annotation of a GenBank genome assembly